CCCCCCCCCCCACCCACCCCACCGUUCCUCUUCUCCUCCUCACUGUCGGUCACGGAGUUCGUCUGCUUGUUUCCCAAGGCUCGCUAGUAGUGUAUUUGAGGCAGGGUGCACACUGACGCGCUUGUAAUCCCGCGUCUGUGCCCUCUGUCUAUCUUUCCCUGCAUGAGAAAUUGUUGUUGAUUGUGUAGCAUCCGCUUGGUGGGUUGUUGUUAUAUUUUUAUUUUAGGGUUUUUUUUUGCGUUCUGCGUUGUGGUUCGCACGGCGGUUGCGCGUCGCCAUCGUGGGGCGUCGUUUUUUUACCGCUCUCCGGGUUGGGUUAUUACGUUGCCAUUACGGGACGGACUGGGGUCAAUCAAAGUGGGGUUGAGGUGUCCGAGGAAUGGAUGAUGAGCCUGCGAAGUGACGCCGCGUCGGUCUCCCUACCGCUCGCCCUGGCUAAGCAGCACUACAACAAGGCCCUGGAGCUAGAGAAGCAGCUACGGACAUUGCUUCAGGCGAAGGGGCCAUUUGAUGGGAAUGUGCGAUCCCUGCAAAUUUCUCUUCGGGAGAAAUAUGAGUCAGUCAUUCUUGAAGAUCAUGAACUUUCUGAGUCACAUGAAGUGGAGCAAGCUAUUUGGCGCCUGCAUUACAAACAAAUUGAUGAAUAUCGGGCUAAAAUCAAGAAAAUUAAUUAUGCUGCCGUAGCACCGAAAAGCGGAACGCAGAGAGAAUCUAUUAUUAAGAUCGUUGCGUCAUUUAAGAGCUUUCUUGCCGAAGUGAGUGGAUUCUAUUACAAUCUCAUUUUGAAAUUGCGAGCGAAGAAUGGCUUGCCUCAGGAUUAUUCUGCCUUUGAGAGCAGUGGUAGUGCGGCUAUUAACGCAGAGGACAAAGAUCGGAUCACUAAAGUGAAACGUUGCCAGCUCUCAUGUCACCGUUGCUUUAUUUUCUUGGGCGAUUUGGCCCGGUACAAGGAAGUGCAUGCAAAUAAUCAGGAUACUCGCUCUCUUGAUUUUUCUGUGGCUGCGGGACAUUACCUCCAGGCAGCUUCGUUGUGGCCCCCUAGUGGCAAUCCGCAUAAUCAGUUGGCAGUAUUGGCAACGUACGUCAGUGACGAACUCCUUGCAGUUUAUCGAUACUUCCGCAGUCUUGCCGUGGAGACGCCCUUUCUUACUGCUAGAGAUAAUCUGAUUCUCCUGUUCGAGAAGAAUCGACAGCAGUACAGCCAGCUUCAUGUAUCGAAGAGUGCUGUACACGGUGGAGGAUCACAGGUUUCGUCAACUGUUAGAGGUGAUCGGGCCUCAUCUCUUGGCGGUGGUACCAUGAAGUUAGCUAAGAAAGAUGUGAAAUCCGAGAACGCGGAUUCAACAUCAAACUCAGUAAAGAACAUGGACUCGAGGAGUUUUCGCAUCCGUUUCGUGCGAAUGAAUGGGAUAUUGUUCACACGCACCAGUCUAGAGACAUUCUCGCAGGUCUAUGUGGAAGUAUUAAGUGACCUGGAGAAACUUUUGUCUGGAAAUAAUUACAACCUGGAGGUGGUAUUCGGGACUGAUCAUCAAAGUCGAAAAUCAAUGGGCAACGCGGGGCCUUCCUUUGGCCUGCAAAUUGUUGCUAUUUUGGUCUUCACAGUUCAUAACAUUAGUUUCAGUUCAGAUUCCAUAAAUAAUCCAACUUACGCAGAAAUUUUACAGAGAUCCAGUCUUUUUCAGCAUGCUCUGACUGCAGCCUUCCAGAUUGUUGGGCAUCUAAUGCGUCGGUGUAGUGAGUCCAAAGACCCGGCUCGAAGUGUGCUGCUCCCUGCGUUGCUUAUAUUCAUGGAAUGGCUAGCGGGCCGACCCGAGAUGGCAAUCGGAAGUGAAGUUGACACAGAUCAAGCCAAUGCCAGAGCAUCCUUCUGGGCGGAAUGUCUAGUUUUGCUCAACUGUUUAUUGAAGAUGUUUAGAGAGGAGUCUAGCCCGAAGAAUGGGAUGGAGGGUUCUCUUACCAUUGAGUCAUUUGGUGUUUCAGUUGAGAACGAACGAGGUGUUGCACUAUGGGAGGAUUUCGAGCUACAAGGGUUUACGCCUCUUGCCCCCGCUCAGGCCGCUCUAGAUUAUUCUAAAGGUACAUUUCGUGAUGGUAGUGGGGUCAAACAGUUCAAAGUUCGUAUCAUGAGGCUUCUGGCGGCUGGGAAAGCUGUUGCCAGUGCUUUAGAGAGCACUGGAAGAGGUAUUUGCUACGACGAAGAGCUGGGCAAAUUUACAUCGCCUGGAGAUGCUCGGCAGGAGCAAAAGGAAGAGCAACUUAUUGAUACUGGCAUCGAGGAUACCGUUGACAGUCGAGAAGAAGAGCGGAAUGAUGCCUCUAUUACGUUGCAGAGUAGUUCUCUUGCCAGUGAUAAUCACCCGAAGGCACAAAAUUCAGUCAGGACCCCUGCUAGAGUAAUUAGUGAAGAGGAGGAUGAGGAAGUGAUAGUUUUCAAGCCUUUGACUAAGGACAGAUCGCCUGCGUCUGACACUAUUGCACCUUCCAAUUCUGAGGUUUUUCCUCCGGCUCUUAAAUUUUCCUCCCUACCUACUUCUGAAGUUUCUAUGGUGACCGCUGGCAAAAUAUCCCGGUUUUCAGAGAACUUAGUGGACCCUCAGUUGCGUCCUAUUGCAACUAAGCUCCAAGGUACGUUUCAUGGACAAGUUCAGGACACUUCUAGAGAGAACAGCUACCCUCUUGAUGCUAGCAAAUUCACGAGUUCUUCGAAGAGUGGUUUAGUUGAUCUAGCAACUCCUUCGAUGUUUGUGACUGGAUCUUUACCGGGGUCGAGUCCCUCGAUUCAUGAUACAGCAGCUACGUUUUCAACCUUGACCCUGUCUAAUCUGAAUUCCUCAGGGAAUGAAGCCCCUGCGACAAGGGCACUUGAUCAUCCUAUAAUGCCGUCGCCAUUGACAAGCGCAGCAAACUGGUUAGAUCAGUAUAUAUCUAUAAGUACAGAGCCCUGGUUACAAGGGCAAAAAAGUGUUUUUACAAAUUUUUCGGACAAAAGAAUGGGUGCCGGCUCAGUUGUAGCUUCUCAAGCCCAGAGUGAUGUUCGGUCACUAUGGAACUCAGAGCGUGAGUCUCUGGACAAAUAUGGAGUGUCAGGAUUUGUUCCUAGUGUACCCAUAAACAGCCGCCUUAGUGGGGAGGCAGUACCAAAUCCAAGCUCCCUUCCUAUCCUAACCUCCGCUGAGACUUCUCCAGGUAGUGAAUCUGGAAAGUACAUAGUUCCAGGAAACCGAAAUUCAAUUACAACCACCAGUAGCAGCUGGAACACAAAAGAGCAAUCUGUUUACAGCAGGGUUAGCCAUUCCGCGAUGCGUCCGCCACCUGGUUUUGGACCGCUUCCUGGAAAACCCGUUUCCAAACCAAUUUUGGGAAGCUCUCAAGGGUUGUUUCAAUCCCCAAGCACAUUCCAGAGUCAGAAAUCUAACAUAAGUGAAGAUAAUAUUGAUGACUAUGGGUGGUUGGAUGACUUUAGAAGUGUAAAGCCUGUCAAUUCACAGUCUGGUUAUUAUUCUGGAGAUGGAGAAACCCAGCCUAGCAGUAGCGAUCGCAAUCUGUGGCAUACGGAUGAUGUGAUCGUUAAAAGCGGAGCAUUUGACAGUGCACCCUUUCCUUUUCCAGGGAUGGGGGCUCAUCAUCAUUGGAAGUUCAAUUCUACAGUUCCACCUCAAUUUCCUUCUGGUACUCAGGCCACUUACAAUGAAAGUCAGAAGCCUGUUGAUGAAACUAAGGCCCAAGUGAAGAUGCAGACCGAGCUGCAACAGCUUCACCAGCAGCAGCAGCUUAUGUUUCUUCAACGCCAGCAGCAACAAUAUCAGCAGCAGCUGCCAGGACAAUUCCAUUCACUGGAUCCUUUUGUCUCAUAAGAUGGAUGGUAGGAUUUGGUUAUCUCACUUGUGGCAGGCAAGCUUAAUCGUCUUUAACCUUCCUUUGCAGACCAGAGGAGUACCACCGAUAUCUAUAUCUGUCUUGCAAAUUACACACGGAGAGCUGUAGCUCUGGGGUGUCCGUGCUCUUUGUAUCUCUUCUGGUAUUGGCCCGUAUGUCACUGAGUUGACUGUCUCAAAUACAUCUUCUUCAAAUACCCAAGAGUCAAAGUUGGACGGAGCAAGUUCAGGCUUCAUUCAUGUUCUCUUCAAAUUGGUUUCCUUGACGGUGUGUGAAGCUUUAUUUGGUCGCUACGAAAUCGUCCCCUCUCAAGAAAAGUAGGUAUUGAGAUCAACGAAAGAGACGUGAGUUACUAUGGUUUCUGAUGUGGACUUGUUCUACCUUUAGGACGUUUAUCCUAAAGAUUUUUCGGUAGGAAGCUAUUCCUACUCAGGGUCUUAGUGUAUGGUCCUGUUUACUAUUGAUGAACCAUAUCGUCUUGUUCUUAUUGUAUAAUGUAGACUCGCGUACCUUAGGAGAACCUACUAGUUUAACUCCUUUGAAGCAGUGGAGUACGAGUGGGUUUGUGUUGUUUUAGUGUUCCGCAGUUUUAGCAUGAUGCGGUAAAAUUGAGGGGGUGGCUGUCUUUAGUUUUGGAGUUCCCUCUAGCAUGGCCACUGCAGAGUAUACUACAGGUGGACUCCAUGAGUUUGGACCAGCCUGUGUGAGAUGAUACCAGCUCCCCAAUAAACAACGUGAAGUGCAGAUCUUUGCAACACAGUAAUUUUGCCAAGUGACAAAAUUUGUAAAUGUUUUCAGCCGUGUCGUUUUCAAUAUCCAGAGGUCAUAUUGCGAGUCGUAAGAAAGUUGAGUUGGGAUGAAUUUUAUUUCGAAUGUGGUAACUGUGGUUUGUAGUUUGUUUUGUAGAGGUUUUCACUACAAUUUUUUUGGAGAUGAGAACACUCGCUAGGAUAAUUAGGAAAGAGCUUGGUGUGAGUGGGAGCAUCAAGAAAAGUUGUAGGUUCAAUGAAGUUCUAAGAAAAGUUUCAGAGACCUUUGAGCUUU
Messenger RNA from Physcomitrium patens, 4923 nucleotides. Its product is annotated as nonsense-mediated mRNA decay factor SMG7. Lineage: Eukaryota; Viridiplantae; Streptophyta; Bryopsida; Funariales; Funariaceae. Gene Ontology annotation, biological process: nuclear-transcribed mRNA catabolic process, nonsense-mediated decay. Gene Ontology annotation, molecular function: telomeric repeat DNA binding; telomerase RNA binding; protein binding. The record is from RefSeq and is a predicted model, not a curated record. Gene Ontology annotation, cellular component: telomerase holoenzyme complex.